AUGAAAGAAGACAAGAGAGAACACUCACUACCAAAAACAAGUAAGAUAUUCCGUCUCGACCCAGUGCUCAUCGACGGAACUCUGCGAGUGGGAGGACGCCUCUCGAAAGCCGCAAUGGACUAUGACGUGAAACAUCCAAUGCUACUGCCACAACACUCGCACGUCACGACUCUAAUCGUACGAGAUGCUCAUGAGAAACACGGCCAUGCUGGUAGAAAUCACACCAUUGCAGCAAUUAGAGAACGCUUUUGGAUUGUUUCAAUCAACUCUGCUGUCCGACGUCAACUCCACAAAUACAUAACGUGCAGAAAAAUAAGAAAGCCAUGCCAAGAGCAAAAAAUGUCCGACUUACCUCAAGAUUGUCUCGAGCCAGCUCCACCAUUUACAUUCACAGGCGUAGACUUCUUCGGGCCGUUCAUUAUAAAAGAGGGACGCAAGGAGCUCAAACGUUACGGCGUCAUAUUCACCUGUCUUGUCAGUCGCUCCAUUCAUCUGGAAGCUGCUAACAGUCUCGAAACAGAUUCCUUUAUUCACUGCUUGCAACGCUUCAUAGCCCGCAGAGGUACGGUACAAGAAAUCCGAUGCGACAACGGGUCCAACUUCAUCGGAACACGGAAUGAACUGAACAAGGCUUGGUCAGAUCUGAACCAAAACAAAAUCCAAAACAAACUACUGUACAUGAAUAUCGACUGGAAACUCAACCCACCUAUGGCAUCGCACAUGGGCGGCGUAUGGGAGCGCCAGAUCCGUACCAUUCGGAAAGUUCUAUCUGCGCUAUUCUACAACCACGGGACUCGCCUUGAUGACGAAUCAUUCUGCACGCUUCUCUGCGAGGUAGAAUAUAUUGUGAACUCGAGACCGAUCACGACCUGUUCUGAUGAUCCCGACGACAUGGACCCACUAAGUCCGAGUCAGAUCCUCCACAUGAAGUCACCCAAGAGGUUAAUACCGGGACCUUCGCAACCAGAAUAUGUGUACUCGAGAAAAAGGUGGCGUAGAGUACAAUAUUUGUCGGACUUGUUCUGGAGCAGAUGGAAAAGGGAGUACAUAGUCAGCCUGCAGCAACGCCCCAAAUGGAACAAACAACAACGAAAUACACGGGAAGGUGACAUCGUGCUCCUGAAAGACGAGAACACGCCAAGACUUCACUGGCCACUAGCAACGUGUAACAGAGGUACUGCCAGAUCCCAGAGGUGUUGUGAGAAGCGUCAAACUUCGAACCCAAUCUUCUGA
Messenger RNA from Macrobrachium nipponense, 1233 nucleotides. RefSeq lists its product as uncharacterized. The record is from RefSeq and is a predicted model, not a curated record. The transcript has a single exon. Gene Ontology annotation, molecular function: nucleic acid binding. The coding region runs from base 1 to 1233 and encodes 410 amino acids. Gene Ontology annotation, biological process: DNA integration. NCBI's taxonomy places the organism in Eukaryota, Metazoa, Arthropoda, Malacostraca, Decapoda, Palaemonidae.